Mizuhopecten yessoensis (Yesso scallop) is the source of this 1338-nucleotide messenger RNA. RefSeq names its product tubulin beta chain-like. The transcript has 2 exons. NCBI's taxonomy places the organism in Eukaryota, Metazoa, Mollusca, Bivalvia, Pectinida, Pectinidae. Gene Ontology annotation, cellular component: cytoplasm; microtubule. Gene Ontology annotation, biological process: mitotic cell cycle; microtubule cytoskeleton organization. The coding region runs from base 1 to 1338 and encodes 445 amino acids. Gene Ontology annotation, molecular function: GTPase activity; GTP binding; structural constituent of cytoskeleton. The record is from RefSeq and is a predicted model, not a curated record.
AUGAAAGAAAUAGUUCAUAUUCAAGCUGGACAAUGUGGGAAUCAAAUCAGCACAAAGUUCUGGGAAGUGAUAUGUGGUGACCAUGGUAUAGACCCCACUGGAGUUUGUCGAGGGGGGACUGAUCUACAGUUAGAACGUGUCAAUGUUUUCUUUGAUGAAUCAGAACACGGACGUUAUAUGCCCCGAUCUGUUUUAGUCGAUCUCGAGCCAGGCACAAUGGAUGCUAUAAGAUCCGGGCCGUACGGACAAAUAUUCCAUCCAGACAACUUUGUUUUUGGACAGAAUGGAUCAGGUAAUAAUUGGGCGAAAGGUUUCUACACGGAGGGAGCUGAACUUGUCGAGCAGGUUCUUGAGGUGGUUAGGAAAGAGGCCGAGGGAUGUGACCGUUUACAAGGGUUCCAACUGACUCAUUCCCUCGGAGGAGGGACCGGAUCUGGUAUGGGAACCCUUAUAGCAUCUAAAGUACGAGACGAAUACUCGGACCGGAUUAUGUGCACAUAUUCGGUAAUGCCAUCUCGAAAGGUCUCUGAGGUAAUAACGGAGGCGUACAACGCCAUCUUGUCGGCUAACCAGCUACUGGGAAAUACAGAUGAAACAUUCUGUAUCGAUAACGAGGCUCUUUUUGACAUAUGCUACAGGACACUUAAGCUCACGGCACCAAGCUAUGGCGACCUAAAUCAUAUCGUUUCCAAUACCAUGUCCGGUGUGACGUCAUCUAUGCGCUUCCCUGGUCAACAGAACACAGAUCUCCGUAAAUUGGCUGUAAAUAUGAUACCUUUUCCACGUCUCCACUUUCUCGUCCCCGGAUUUGCUCCACUUAUUUCCAGAGGAGGCGCCCUUUACCGUUCGCUUACUGUUGCUAAGUUAACCCAAGCAAUCUUUGACCCCAAAAACAUGCUGGGAGCUUGUAACCCGAGUCAAGGACGUUACCUCACAGUGGCAGCCAUCUUUAGAGGUAGGGUGUCGAUGGCAGAAGUUGACCAAGAAAUGCUUAAUCAGAAAAAUAAAAGUUCAAACCACUUUGUUGAAUGGUUGCCAUGCAAUAUACAGACAGCUGUUUGUGAUAUCCCCCCGCCAAAUCUCAAAAUGUCGGCCACCUUUAUAGGGAAUAAUACUUCGAUUCAAGAAAUUUUUCAACGUAUGUCUACACAGUUUACUGGAAUGUACAGGCGGAAAGCCUACAUUCAUCUGUAUACUGGUGAAGGUAUGGACGAGAUGGAGUUCACAGAGGCCGAGUCCAACAUUAACGACUUGGUUUCUGAGUACCAACAGUACCAGGAGGCUUCUUGUAAUGAUUACGACCUAUCAGACGACGAGGAGGAAGAAGCAGAUGUGUAA